AUGUCUUACGGUGGUGGUUACCAGCGCGGCGGUGGCGAUUCCUAUCGCUCCCGCAACGACAACGGCUAUUCCAACGGAAACGGCUACUCUAACGGCGGCGGCGGCGGCGGCUACGGUGGCGGUGGUGGCUACGGCGGCGGCGGUGGUGGUUACGGCGGCGGUCGUGGAGGCUUCGGUGGUGACCGCGGCGGUGACCGCAUGUCCAACCUUGGCCAGAACCUGAAGACCCAGGACUGGGACCUGAGCACUCUCCCCAAGUUCGAGAAGUCCUUCUACAAGGAGCACGAGAAUGUUUCCUCCCGCACCCAGGAGGAGGUCGAUGCCUUCCGCAAGUUGAAGGAGAUGUCCGUCAAGGGCCACGAUGUCCCCCGCCCCGUCGAGACCUUCGACGAGGCUGGUUUCCCUCAGUACGUUCUGUCUGAGGUCAAGCAGCAGGGCUUUGACCAUCCUACUGCCAUUCAGUCCCAGGGUUGGCCCAUGGCCCUCUCUGGUCGUGAUGUCGUCGGUAUCGCCGAGACCGGUUCCGGAAAGACUCUGACCUACUGUCUUCCCGCCAUUGUGCACAUCAACGCUCAGCCUCUCCUCGCUCCCGGCGAUGGCCCUAUCGUCCUUGUCCUGGCCCCCACUCGUGAGUUGGCUGUCCAGAUUCAGGCCGAGAUCACCAAGUUCGGCAAGUCCUCUCGCAUUCGCAACACCUGUGUCUACGGUGGUGUUCCCAAGGGCCCCCAAAUCCGUGACCUCUCCCGCGGUGUCGAGGUGUGCAUUGCCACCCCUGGUCGUUUGAUCGACAUGCUCGAGGCUGGCCGCACCAACCUUCGCCGCGUCACCUACCUCGUCCUCGACGAGGCUGACCGCAUGCUCGACAUGGGUUUCGAGCCCCAAAUCCGCAAGAUCAUUGGCCAGAUUCGCCCUGACCGUCAGACUUGCAUGUGGUCCGCUACCUGGCCCAAGGAGGUCCGCCAGCUGGCCUCUGACUUCCUGAACGACUACAUUCAGGUCAACAUCGGUUCCAUGGAACUGUCCGCCAACCACCGCAUCACUCAAAUUGUCGAGGUCAUGUCGGACUUCGAGAAGCGCGACCGUAUGAUCAAGCACAUGGAGAAGGUCAUGGAGGACCGCUCCAACAAGAUCCUCAUUUUCACUGGUACUAAGCGUAUCGCUGACGAGAUUACUCGCUUCCUCCGUCAGGACGGAUGGCCCGCGCUUUCCAUCCACGGUGACAAGCAGCAGAACGAGCGCGACUGGGUUCUGAAUGAAUUCAAGCAGGGCAAGAGCCCCAUCAUGGUGGCCACCGAUGUGGCUUCCCGUGGUAUCGACGUUCGUGAUAUCACUCACGUGUUGAACUACGACUACCCCAACAACUCGGAGGACUAUGUCCACCGUAUCGGCCGUACUGGUCGUGCCGGUGCCAAGGGUACCGCCAUUACCUUCUUCACCACUGAGAAUGCUAAGCAGGCUCGUGACCUUGUCACCAUCCUCACCGAGGCCAAGCAGCAGAUUGACCCCCGUCUCGCCGAGAUGGUCCGCUACGGUGGUGGCGGCGGCGGCGGCGGUGGCCGCUGGGGUGGCCGUGGCCGUGGCCGUGGUGGUUGGGGUGGUCGUGGUCGUGGUGGCGGCAGCGGCGGUAGCUACACUGGCUCCAACGCCGGUGGCCUCGGCGGCAGCCGUGGCUGGUAA
This is a messenger RNA of Penicillium cinerascens, 1677 nucleotides long. Its product is annotated as DEAD-box ATP-dependent RNA helicase DBP2. The record is from RefSeq and is a predicted model, not a curated record. The coding region runs from base 1 to 1677 and encodes 558 amino acids. Lineage: Eukaryota; Fungi; Ascomycota; Eurotiomycetes; Eurotiales; Aspergillaceae. The transcript is spliced from 6 exons. Gene Ontology annotation, cellular component: cytoplasm; ribonucleoprotein complex; nucleus. Gene Ontology annotation, biological process: rRNA processing. Gene Ontology annotation, molecular function: RNA helicase activity; RNA binding; ATP binding.